UUUUCAGUGAAAAGCACAAUUUCAUUCAUAAGACGUGCACCGCUGCUGCGGAACGAAUUAAAGUAAAAAUGGAUCGCAAACUGCAUAGUGCUAUACAUCAUCCAACUCUACGACUGCUGCAGGAGUCUGGCUGUGAAAUACUGCCACAUAACUUGAUGUAUCCUGUCUUCAUAAUCAGCAACGACGAUGAAGUGCAACCCAUUGCAAGCAUGCCAGGCAUUUCGCGAUACGGGCUAAACCGAUUACGCGAGCACUUGGAGCCGCUAGUCAAAAAAGGUUUGACCUCUGUGUUGCUCUUUGGCGUGGUGGGAACUGAGCACAAGGACGAUCAAGCGACAAACGCUGACUCGAGUGUGAAUCCCGUGGUGUUGGCAUUACCCAAGCUACGAGAAUGGUUUCCCACUCUGCUGCUUGCAUGUGACGUGUGCAUCUGUCCGUAUUCGUCACAUGGCCAUUGCGGUCUGCUGGGCGACAAUGGCUUGGAGAACGAGCCGAGUAUAAAGCGCAUAGCGGAAAUAUCCGUGGCAUAUGGUAAGGCUGGUGCACAUGUCGUCGCCCCAUCUGACAUGAUGGACAACCGGGUGCGGGCCAUUAAGCAGGCUUUAGUGGACGCUGGACUCACCAGCGUUUCACUGCUGGCCUACUCGGCCAAGUUUGCCUCAAACUUCUACGGUCCCUUCAGGGAAGCAGCAAAGUCGGCGCCCGCCUUCGGAGAUCGUCGUUGCUAUCAGCUGCCCAGCGGGUCUCGGAACCUGGCCAUGCGGGCGGUACAGCGCGAUGUUAGUGAAGGCGCCGACAUGCUGAUGGUUAAGCCUGGCAUGCCGUACUUGGACAUAUUACGUCAGACCAAAGACACCUAUCCAUACCAUACCCUGUACGUCUAUCAGGUAUCUGGGGAGUAUGCCAUGCUCUGCCACGCAGCGAAGGCGGGCGCCUUCCCGCUCCGUGAUGCUGUGCUGGAGGCAAUGAAGGGCUUCAGGCGUGCAGGCGCCGAUUGUAUUAUAACCUAUUUCACUCCCUACAUGCUGGACAUAAUCAGCAACUCCGCUUAAGUUGAGAUGAGGCUGCCCCAGAAUAAAUCUCCCUCUAUAUCAAGUGUACUUAAAUGGGAUCAGGAAAUUAUCUAGUUCUUAAGACGAAAGCGUGCAAAUAUUAGUAAUAAUCACAAUUUUAAGACUCAAUUUCUGUUUAAACUUCAGUUUUAGCUAAUCAUGAUGACAAAUUCAGUACCUUAUUCAUUGCUAUACAUAUGUACAUAGACAAUAAGCGAUAUUGUAUACUAUUCGUUUGCCAUUCAACAUUCAAUAUGCUUAUCAGUCAGGCAUAUUUGGAAGGCAAAUGCAAACCAACCCCAUUACGCGGCGUCGAGUGUUCCAACUUUGGCAUUUCAAUUCACCUUAGCGCACAAUCAGCCUGACACGUUCCCUAACUAAAUGAUGAAAUAUAUUCUUACUACAGUGAGUGCUCACAAGUUCGACAUUGCGAUUCACAAACUACGCAUUAAGCUUUACUUUUGAUAAACGUUUUUAUUCAUAUUUGUUUUUAAACACUUUGAAGUUUAUAAAUAAUAAUUUUAUAUUUAUUUAGCAUGUGAAUUAAAUUGAUAUUCAAAAAUGUGUAAUACUAUUUAUGUUUUGGAAAUUGUGACAAAUUGUCAAUGUAUACGGAACAGCUUUAUAUUUAGCGAGUGACCACUGUGCUGGUCGUCAACCGGUUAAUGUGAAUGAAAUUUGAUUUGUCUUUUGGAUUGAAAGCAUGUGAAUUGCGUACUUAAAUAGUUUCGCUUUCACUCUAAUGAAAUAUACAAAUAUGUUUUUGUUUU
Messenger RNA from Drosophila mojavensis, 1822 nucleotides. RefSeq names its product delta-aminolevulinic acid dehydratase. Gene Ontology annotation, biological process: heme biosynthetic process. NCBI's taxonomy places the organism in Eukaryota, Metazoa, Arthropoda, Insecta, Diptera, Drosophilidae. The record is from RefSeq and is a predicted model, not a curated record. The coding region runs from base 69 to 1052 and encodes 327 amino acids. Gene Ontology annotation, cellular component: cytosol. Gene Ontology annotation, molecular function: porphobilinogen synthase activity; zinc ion binding. The transcript has a single exon.